AUUAAAUUAGUGAAAGCAAAAUGAGCAGGAGUUCUAUUUCAAAUCAUGAAGAGGAAAAGCACACUGGUGGUGCAAAACUCUCUGAGGAAGAAAUUACAGUAGAAAAUCCCCAAUGGAUGGGUGGUACUGCUGGAGGCUACAGAACUUUCGAAGUCAACUCAAAAUUGUACGGAGAGAACCAAAAAGUUAUAAGAAGAUACUCUAACUUUGUAGCUUUAUGGAACAAACUAGUGACUGCUUACCCUGAAUGUGUCAUACCAAUAUAAUUCCAGAAAAAUCUUACACUGAGAAAAUCACUAACAACGAAUCUGAGGACACUCAGAAAAGGAUGAGGGGCUUUAAGAGAUUUUUGAAUACCAUUAAAGAUCACCCAGUUUUGAGAGAGUCAGAGGAGCUAAGGAAGUUCUUACUUGAUACUGAUUAUGCUACCUCCAAGUCCCAGACAGAGAAUGAGAAUCUUGAAGAAGAUACCUCUACUGUGAGCAAAAUAGUCUACAGUUGGUGGGAUACAAUAAAAACGACAGUAACUGGCUCCAAAUCCAGCUCUGAGCCUAGAGGACAAGAGCAAACAGAUUUUGAUUACCAGUCUGAUCUCCAGAAGUGUCAAAAUCUGCUUGAUUUUGUCACUAGGUUGCAUUCAAACUCCAUUUCUCUUCAGCAGUUGCUGAAUGAUGAAUACGAGAAUACCAGAAAUAUCGGAACAGUGAUGGGAAAUCUCCAGUCAAGUAUCGGAGAACUCGAAGGUAUCAACCAAAAAGAGUCUGCUUCCAAAGAUGACCCAAACUCUAGCGAGGAAGAGAAGAGCAUGGAUGUAGGCUCUUCCUACGCUAGGUCUACUACUACAGAUGUCCUUCAAGAAUCCACCAACAGUAUGGACCAAGAGAACAAGAACGAUAAGGACCUAAGCAAGGUGAUUAUCUCUAUGGAAGAAGGCAUAGAUAUCAUCAGAUCUGCCAUUAGCGCUAUCGAAAGGAGAAAUAGCUACAAAAAGGCUAUAGAAAAUCUUAAUGACGACAUCUCCACUCUUAACUCUAGCGGUGAAGAGAAAAACAGAGAAAAAGAACAGAAGACUAAAAAGGUAGAUCAAAUCAAAACAGAUUUGAUCAAGAUUGAUCAAAACUUGCGGGAUGAAAUUAGCCAAAGGAUUGAGACCAUUGAGAGGAAGACCCAAGGUUAUAUCAGCAAACUGGUAAAGGCUAGGAAGACCCAUCUUGGCAUCCAGAAGAGUAAGUGGGCUAGUAUUUCCAACAAGUAUUCAUCCAUUAAAGCUUAA
This is a messenger RNA of Moneuplotes crassus, 1273 nucleotides long. Lineage: Eukaryota; Ciliophora; Spirotrichea; Euplotida; Euplotidae. The record is from the annotation of a GenBank genome assembly.